AUGGCAACACAACCUGAAUUUGAACAUCCUAAAAAAGCCUUUGGUUGGGCAGCUAGAGAUCCUACUGGUGUUUUCUCACCUUUCAAUUUCUCUAGAAGGGAAACAGGUGAGAAAGAUGUGGCAUUCAAGAUAUUGUAUUUAAUUAGUACUUCGCCUAAUAAAGAAAAGGAAGCAAUAGAACACUUAGGAGCUGAAUCAUUUCUGUUAAGCCGUAACGUGAAUCAAAUGAAGGCUGCAAUAGGUACUUUGGACGCUAUUAUUGACACAGUUUCAGCAGACCAUCCUCUCUUACCACUGAUUGGUUUACUCAAAUCUUAUGGAAAACUUGUAAUGGUUGGUGCAGUAGUGAAGCCUCUAGAGCUUCCUGUAUAUGCUUUACUUGAAGGGAGAAAAUUAAUAGCUGGGAGUAAUAUUGGAGGGAUAAAGGAGACACAAGAAAUGAUUGAUUUUGCAGCUCAACAUGAUGUGAAACCUGAUAUUGAGAUUGUUCCGAUUGAUUAUGUUAACACAGCAAUGGAGCGUCUCGCUAAAGCGGAUGUGAAAUUUCGAUUUGUGAUUGAUAUUGGAAACACAUUGAAGCCAAGCUCUUAA
Messenger RNA from Vicia faba (fava bean), 591 nucleotides. Lineage: Eukaryota; Viridiplantae; Streptophyta; Magnoliopsida; Fabales; Fabaceae. The record is from the annotation of a GenBank genome assembly.